Molecule: messenger RNA, 399 nt
Organism: Helobdella robusta
Lineage: Eukaryota; Metazoa; Annelida; Clitellata; Rhynchobdellida; Glossiphoniidae
Exons: 1
Coding region: 1-399 (132 amino acids)
Source: RefSeq, a predicted model, not a curated record
AUGUCCACAAAUAGCACAAGAAACACAAGAAACAAAAGAAGGAGGCGGACUCGUUUUCACAGAAUUCAAGGCCUGUUUUCGCUGGGCCUAUCAGUCAGUCGGUCUGCUUCCGCACAACCCUUGCCUGUUUUCACUGGGCCGUCGAGUCUGGUCGGCUUUCGCACGACCAAGGGCCUGUUUUCACUGGGCCUGUCUGUCAGUCGGUCGGCUUUCGCACAACCCCGGCCUGUUUUCACUGGGCCGUCGAGUCUGAUCGGCUUUUGCACGACCAACACAAGACAACAAGAGUCAGAACAACACUGGAAACAAGUUGUGUGUCUUCAGUACGCGUGCGAAACUAUGCCAAUGAGCAUAGAGUCUCGUACUAAAUCCACUUUUGAGAACUUAAGGCGUUUCUGA